GGAACUGAAGCAUGUCUCUACAUGUCCGAGCGGAGGCAGAGGGGGCAGCCGGACUGCAGGGAGACCUGCUGCCGGCAGAAAGCAUCUGAUGGACGGAGGAGAACUACCAGCUGGCUCCAUCCAAGCUCACCCAGACCGCACAAAGCCAUGGAUGUCCAACAGGAUCUUUAUGUCUCCAGCUGGUCUGACCUGGACCUCCACCCUCUGAGCCCAGAGGAUCCCUGCAGGCUGCGGAUCCUCUCUGCUAAGAUCUGCUUCAUCGUGAAGAACAGAGAAAUGGAGAAAUUUGAAAGCGUGGUGGAGUUUCUGGACACCACACACAGACUUCUACCCAGACUGGUUCCUGCUAUCAAACAUAUGAAGGUCCUGUUUGGUCUGAAGACCAUGAUAAUCAUGUGGAUGCUGAAAGAGGGCAGAGGGAUGGUCCACAUCAUGUCCAAAAUCAUCCAGUUCUUCCCAAGCAAGCUGCCCCAGUAUGAAGAUCAGUGUAGCCAGCGUGAAAUGUUCCUCAUGCGGAAGAACCAUGCAGACUUCAAGAGUCUGGCACAGAGCCUCGCCAUAGACAAGGAGAGGCUUAAAGAUUAUAUCAAGAAUGAGUUGGAGCAACAGUAUGGAGAACGUUACGCCAAGAAGGUGGAAGAGAGACUUCUGGAUUACCUGCAGGAGCUGCAGAAGGUUUCCCCUCAAGAGUCCUUAAUCUGCAAGAUAAUGAACAACCAGAGUGCUGAGAACGGAGACGAUGAGGUUCUUCUGGAAGGAAAGAGCUCAGAUCCAUCAGCUGUGAGGACGCUGCUGAGCUGUGGUGCUUCUACUUCCUGUUCUCCAACCGCCCUGCUGGGAUGUCCCAUAAAGAGCCAGCUCCAGUCUGAAGGAGAACCUCUGCUUGGUGUUGAUGGAGGAGACCUGCAGGUUGGUCCCUGUCUGUGUCCAGAGGACCUUCAGUUGUUGAAGAGCGUAAGUAGCUCAGAUCGUUCAGAACGUCUGCAUCCAGAGAGAGAGGAAGCAGCUCAGAAAGACGGAAAAAGAGAAGGUGGGGAUGAGGAGCAGUGUGUGGCGAAAACCAAUGAACGUCCUGAAGAUGGCAGCUCCUCUCCUCAGUUCUGCUCCAAACAUCAGCGAUGGGUGAAGAGCAUCCUCCGAGGUUGUCCUGAUGACUGCUCAGAGGAGCUGCUACAGCAGCAGCUCAACGCUUCCUCAUCUCCAGUGCUGUUCCAGUCUUCCUCAUCAACGCCUUCGUCUUCACAGGACCUGACACCGUCUCACCUUGUCUUCUCUUCCUCUGAUCCCACUCCUCCAUCACACACUUCCACCCAUCUCCAGAUAUCAGAAGCUGCAAACACUGGAGGUAAACAGAGGCCAGGAUCUGAGGCAUCAGAAGGUUCUGUUCUGCCUACCAUGCAGUUUCCGGUCGUCCGGCUGGUGGACAUUGCUUCUUUCUGCAGGAACCACGUCACACCCGAGUCAAAGCAGUUAUCAGCUGACCACUUCUCCACAUUGCUUGAAGUAGCGUCAUGUAGCUCCAGGCCUCGGACUUCUUCGGUUCUCAGGACAUCAGGAAACCAGAACUCUUCCCAUGACCUGCAAACAGCUCUAGGGAACCAGCACAUAUCUACGCGAUCCUGCAGCAUUCCAGGUCAACACACCGCCUCUAGACUCUCAUUGAAGUCCAGGAGGAAGGCUCAAUCACAGCCGUUUGGGGAGGACCGCGGUCCUUUUCCACCAUCCUCUCAGCAAAUUCAGAACUCCAAACUUGAUCCCCAAACCCCAAACAACAGAACUUUUCAGUCCAAACUCCCCUCAGGUUCAUCGUUCAGAACCUCCUACCUUCAGGAAAGGCCUCCAUCUCAAACCCAACUGGAACUUCUGCAGACAUAUGUGGGCCUGACUAGGCUGAGUGCAAAGGAGAUCCUGCAGGCGACUGAGGGAAGAGCCUCAGCCAGGCGGGCCAAGCCCAGCGUGCAGCACAGCGCUGCUGAGGAGUGGGCGAAGGAGGUGCUCCAAGAUGGAGACUGCUUCUUUGACGUGAACGCUCUCUAUUCCAGCGACUCUUCGAGCAGCGAGUUUGAGGACUCGGGCACCUGCGACCCGACCUACCGACCUCACGUUAACAGGAGGAGGUUCCUCUCAGAGAACCAGGCGGUUUAUUCAUUAAGAAAAUGAGAAACUGAACCAUCAUCAGACCAGUUAAACAAGUUGCUCCUUCAUGCUAAGCUUGCUUGAUGUGUUCAAACCUGUAAUCCAAUCUAAUGCAUUGUAAGAAUUUAUUCUGUCCAGUUCCAGCUACAAAUACAGCUGGGUUUUAUUUAUAUAAAAAAAAAAUCGACAACUUUUCAGAUCUAAAUUGUUCACCUUCCUCUCCUUGAUCCUUCUCUACUUUGUGUUUGUUUGGAUCAUAAAACCCAGUUUAUCGCAGUGAUGUUGGUAGAACAGUACAGCAUAUGAAACUUGGCUAAGGUUUAGCUCACGUGUUCUGUGGCACCAGAUGGUCUUUGUUUAUGGAUCUAUUGUGUACAUUUACAGGUCAAAAGGUUCUAACAGCUAAGGCAUGAAUCAGGUCACAUCUGUUGCACAUUAUUCAAGGGUUUGCCUUCAUCUGACCUCAGCCAGAGAACCUGUGACAUUUGGAGGACUAAUCAAGAGAAGAAGAAGAAGAUCCACCAUGAUAUCCCCACAGGACCCCUAGACCUCCUUAUCUGCACCUGCUGCUACAGGGACCAGGAAAUGGGUCUGACCUCUGAGCUGCAGGGCCAGUCAGGACACCAGGCAGAGGUUCUUCACCCCAUAUGGAUCCGGGAGUUUGAACUUAGAUAAAGCUUUAUCAGGGCACUAUGUUAAACACACAAACCUCCAUGGUUAUACAAAUCAAUGUAGAUUAUAUUUGUAAAGUGGAACAAUAAGGCUUAAUCAUUUUUACAAAAAGAUCUAAAUGGUUUACACUUCCUUUACCCAUUUAACUAAUUCCCAUGAAUAUAACUCAGUUCAGAGAACAAGAGAUCUCAUCAAAGUCCAGCUUGGUGAUAAAAUCUGAAAACAAUCUGCUUCUGGAGAACAACCAGCAUCAUAAAUGUCAAGGAACCCAGUAGACAAAUCAGAGGGGAAGUUCUGCUUGUGUUUAAAGCAGGGUG
Cyprinodon variegatus (sheepshead minnow) is the source of this 3125-nucleotide messenger RNA. RefSeq lists its product as uncharacterized. Gene Ontology annotation, molecular function: telomeric repeat DNA binding. Gene Ontology annotation, biological process: telomere capping; regulation of telomere maintenance via telomere lengthening. Bases 22 to 2160 code for a protein of 712 amino acids. Gene Ontology annotation, cellular component: shelterin complex. The record is from RefSeq and is a predicted model, not a curated record. Lineage: Eukaryota; Metazoa; Chordata; Actinopteri; Cyprinodontiformes; Cyprinodontidae. The transcript has 7 exons.